Dentiscutata erythropus is the source of this 240-nucleotide messenger RNA. NCBI's taxonomy places the organism in Eukaryota, Fungi, Glomeromycota, Glomeromycetes, Diversisporales, Gigasporaceae. The record is from the annotation of a GenBank genome assembly.
AUGUCUAGUAAUCAAUUGUUUGAAAAAGAUGCUGAUGAAAAUAAUAUAUCAUUUGAAUAUGAUAGAAUCUAUAAUUUUGACUUUAAUUUUAAUAAAAAUAUUGAAGAUAGAAAUAGUUUUAGUGAUAAAAAUGUUAAUUAUAAUGAAGAUGAUGAUUAUAUUAGUGAAAAGGAGAAAAAUACUGUUAAUUUUUUACCUAUUAUAUCUUAUUUUCUUUUACAAGGAACUUUGACAAAAUAA